GGAUUUUGGGGAAUUUUGGGGCUGUCCCAAAGCGGAAUUUGGGGUUUGCAGGUGAUCCAGUACCAGACCGUGCGCUACGACGUCCUGCCCCUGUCUCCCAUCUCCAGGAACCGCCUGAACCAGGUGAAGAGGAAGAUUCUGGUGCUGGAUUUGGACGAGACCUUGAUCCACUCCCACCACGACGGGGUCCUGAGGCCCACGGUGCGACCCGGGACCCCCCCCGACUUCAUCCUCAAGGUGGUCAUUGACAAACACCCCGUGAGGUUCUUCGUGCACAAGCGGCCGCACGUGGAUUUCUUCCUGGAGGUGGUUUCCCAGUGGUACGAGCUGGUUGUGUUCACAGCCAGCAUGGAGAUCUACGGCUGUGCCGUGGCCGAUCGGCUGGACAACAACCGCUGCAUCCUGGGCCGGCGCUACUACCGACAGGUGAGAGAUACACCUGGACAGGUGAGAGACACCUGGACAGGUGUGAGAUACACCUGGACAGGUGUGAGAUACACCUGUGUGUGUGAGAGAUACACCUGGACAGGUGAGAGACACACCUGUGUGUGUGAGGGGUGUGAUACAGGUGUGUGACAACAACCGCUGCAUCCUGGGCCGGCGCUACUACCGACAGGUGAGAUACACCUGGACAGGUGAGAGAC
Molecule: messenger RNA, 644 nt
Organism: Cyanistes caeruleus (blue tit)
Lineage: Eukaryota; Metazoa; Chordata; Aves; Passeriformes; Paridae
Source: RefSeq, a predicted model, not a curated record